Messenger RNA from Drosophila erecta, 8532 nucleotides. It is a transcript of the gene nocte, whose product is annotated as hornerin. Bases 832 to 7749 code for a protein of 2305 amino acids. NCBI's taxonomy places the organism in Eukaryota, Metazoa, Arthropoda, Insecta, Diptera, Drosophilidae. The record is from RefSeq and is a predicted model, not a curated record. The transcript is spliced from 6 exons. Gene Ontology annotation, biological process: cell differentiation.
GACGGUCGGGCAGCACUGCAAUCCACACAUUCAAAUCUGGCAACGCUUGCCGUAAAAUGGCAAAAAAAUAAUACAUACGAUUUAAAACUAAUGGAAAAUUACGUAUUACGUGAAAAGAACGCAACGCAAAUAAUCAAAAUAAAAAGCAAUAGCAAGUCGUGUGCGUGUGUAGUGUGUGUGCAAAGCUAAACCCUAUCGAACGAAAGGCAAAAAUCCGUGGAAAAAGCGAAUUUAAACGGGUUUACUUGAAGCUUCCUCACCCGAUACCAUUUUCUACCUACACUUGCAAAAAAGCGACAGCGCGCGAGAGGGACGGCGCGAGUGAGCGGUGAGUGGGAGAGCGCAGUGACAGUAAGUGCAAGCGAGAGCGCUGACAAAGCCAGCGCAACAUAGCGAAAAUCGCAACCAAAUCGAAAUCGAAAUUCAACCUAAUCGAAGAUUCUGGCGAACAAAGACGGCUGCCAACUGACAGCAACAACAACUGCUCGGCACAACGUUUUGGUUGUGCUCUCUUUUGUUUUCGUUCCGUGUUUUCACAAGCGGCGAAACGGGCGCUGAGUAAGCGCCAGAAAGAGUGCAAAAAAAAGGCGAAGGAAAGAAAGAAUCCAAGGAGCAACGAACUGUGUUUGCGGUGUGUGCUCUGCGUGCGAAAGGCCCACCAGAAAGACUGAAACAAGGAGCUUCGGCCGAAAAGCGGCGAUCCCAGCAGCUUAACCACAUUCUCGUCAAGAGCCACAGCCACAUCCUAGCCCAUCCUCCAGCGCAGCGUGAAGACGAGGAGCGCGGCGGCGGCGUGAAGGAAGCUAACGCUAAUGAGGAUCUAUUGGCAGCAUGAGUACACUGGGGGGAAGUAGGGGAGAGCGAAAUGCCAAGCCCAAAUUCACAGCGUUGGAUAUAAAUCGCAUGUACAAGAAUAGCCGCGGCGAGUCGAGUGAACCAUCUGCACAAAAGAAUCAAGUGCCACGUAAACAUGGAAUGCAAAUCUUGGGCAAAGUGCCGUCCGCUAGGCGACCACCAGCCAAUUUGCCAUCCCUGAAGGCCGAGACCCACACCAGCAGCAACAACAAUCUCCUAGUCUCAGUCGAAGGAGCCACAUCAGGAGGAUCGGGCGCAGGCGGAGCAGCGGGAUCUGGUGCGGCAGGAACCAACACUAGCCACAACAACACCACUGCCCACAGCGGAAGUUCAGGAGCAGGCGGCGGAGCGGGAUCAGGCGGAGGAGGAGCUGCGUCUUCAUCUGCUGGGGGCCAUCUAUCCCAGCAGCUGACUCACAGCCAGCACCAGCACAACAAUAACGUCGGUCUCGGCCCUAACGCCGGAAAGUUUGUCAACAGCAACAACGGCAACAGCAACAACAACGCCGGCAGCUCGGGCAGCGGCAACAAGAACUUCAAAUUAAUCAACAACUCCGUGGGCAGCUCCGGCGGACAAGGAGGGUCGAGCGGCGGCGGAUCAUCAGGAGUAGGAGGAGGACCAGGAUCAGGAUCGGGCGGACACUCAGUCAACUCGCCCAAGACAUGGUCUGCCAUCACCACAGGACACGAGCGGGGCUCGGGCGGUCAGAACUAUGGGCGCCAGCAACAGCAGGUUGUGCCCCACUACCAGAGUCCGCAGUUCCAGUACGAAUUUCCCACGCUGGACGGCACAGUUGGCAGCGGCGCCGGCGGAGGAUCGGGGGCGGGUGUGGGUUCCGGAUCUGGAGCAGGCAAGAGCCAUUACCAGAAUCAGGCGCACCAUGCCGGCCACCAAAACCAUCACCAGCAUCAGCAGCACCACCAGCAGCAUCAACAGCACCACCACCAGCAGCAACAGCACCAUCGGGACUACCACCAUGGCCACGGGCGCCAGUAUGGACACCACUCACAUCGCGACUACAGAGAUGGCAGCGACGACGUCGGCGGCGGGUCCGCGGAUCUGGGCGAGCUCAGCCUUCGUCCACAGAACGACACGGCCGCCUGGCUGCAGCAGCAGGAGAAGGCGGCCAAGGUGGCAGCAGCUGCGGCAGCGGACCAGGGCCUCAACCUACAGGGCCCGGCCCACCAUCAGAUGGGCGGUAAUGGCGGAGCAGGAGGAGGUUCGGGCGGAGCUGUGCCUCUGCCCAUACUAUCGCUGAUGCCCUCGUUCAUGCGCAGCGGAGCUCCGUUGCCUGCCAGCGGAACGACGGCGGCCAGCAUCUUGGCCGGCGGAUCCUUGGACACUUCUGCCCUGCCCAACGCUCCCUACCAGAACGGAAUUCUGGGUGCUCGUUCUGCCUCGCCAGCGGUGGUGGGAGGUGGAGGCUUCAGGGCGGCCACUGCCAUUCCCAAGCGACCACCGACCUCCUCGUCGCCCCCACAACCUGGACUGGGUAUUGGAGGAUCACCCACUCCCCCACAGCAGCAGGCCAACGGAGGCGGUGGCGGAGCCGGGCGCAAGGAUAAGGACUACGUGGUGGAGCCGGAGGUGGCCCAAAUGCAGCGUCCUAUCAUACGCGAAGAGGACUUGGAGCGCCUCAACGCCAUCGCCAAGGACGAUAGCUGGACCAAGCAGGACGACAUUGACUACACGAAGAAACUUACAUUCUCGGACGACGAGUCCACUCCGGAAGAGCACCAAGGACAGGGCAAGCAGCACAGCUCCGCCCAACUGCAGGCGCAAGGAUCCACCUCUUCAAACGAUCAACGAAAGCUGUCUGCUUCCACUUCCAGUUGGCAACGCGGCAAGGAGAGCACCGAUCGCGACCAGCCAUCGGAAGGCAUUCAGGAUCAGCAGCUCCAACAACAGCAGCAGCAGCAAGAGAUCCGUCAACAAAAUGGCCACCGAGGUAGCUCUGGCAACGUGGGAGCACCAGUGGCCGGCGGAAUCGCCUUGGAUGCCAGCGUGUACGAGAGAGUAAAGCAGCGCAAGGAGGAGGAAGAGCGUCGCGAGAUGGAACGCAAGCAGGCGGCUGCAAGGAAGUUGCAAGAACUGGAAAUGAAGAUGAAUAGCAAAAAGGCAGCAGCGGCAGCACUGGCCGGAGCCGAGGGCGGAAUGUCCUCUGGCUCAGUAUCGUUGAGCAAUGAGGUACCACCGCCGUCCGCUCCGCUAGGCAAUGUAAGCGAAGAUGAGGGUGGAGGCCAAGGCGGCGGCGGAGGCUUGCAUCGCCGACCACGAGGAAGCAUCUCCAGCUUGGGAAGCGGCGUAACUCCCACGGGAGGAGCUGGUGGUGGCGGCGGAGGAGUUUCGUCAUCCUCGUCAGCAGGCGGCGACUACGGUCAAAAGUCCUUCCUUACCCAUUUCCAAUCAAAUUUACCACCCCGCUUCCAGCGCCAGCAGCAGCAACAACAGCAGCAGCUGCCGCGCUUGGAGAAGAGCGCAUCUGCAAGCAGUGCAUUUGAUAGCAAUUCCCGCUACCUGCAGAAGGGUGGCGUAAGCGGAGGCGGUGGUGGCGCCAGUGGAGGAGCACAAACCAAUGCUGGGCAGGGUCGCAGCAUCUCUGGUGGUUAUGCGCAGCGUAAUUCGAGUGUCGGCGGAUACGGGCGAAAUCGUCACGACAGCAGCAGUGCUCGGGAGGACCAGGAGCUGGAACAGCAACAGCAGCGGUUCACACGCGGUCAGGACUAUCGGCAGGCACAAGCUCUGCCACGCAGCAUAUCUGAGAACUCGCAUCGUAAGACCAGCGUCUCAUCGGCUGGCGACGAUGUGCUGGGUGGCUCGUGCACCUCGUGGGCGGAGCAAACUGAUGCCGAGCAGAAGGUGCACCAUCGUCAUCGCGAGGAGAGCUUCUCCUCGACCCACAGUCACGACUCAGCAGUGCAAAUAAAGAUCCUGCAACGCCCGGCCCGACAGCCGAGCCUCAGUGAGGAGUCUUCGAACCAGCAGAAGCAGCUGCCCGCCUCGCCGCAGCAGCAAAAGACGCUGACAGCAGAUCCGAUGCCCACUCAGAUUCUGCGACGCAGCGUGGAGAUCGAGAAGCCCGGUGACGAGCGCGCGGAUGACAAGUCUGCAUUGGAAUCCGAAGACAAGGCAAAGUCGGCGGCUGGCAAGGUGGAUGAUGACAAGAGCGGCAAUAAGCGGCCAAGUCCCAGGAGCGGAGCUGCUUGCGGAGGUCGAGGUGGCCGUGGCUAUACUGGCGGCACUGGCGGAUCAUCUGUCGGAUCGGGCAGUAGCUACCGCGGCCAGCGAAGCGCCAGCGAUUGGGGUAACAGUCGUGGAAGUGGCGGCGGCGGCAGGCGCUACUACGGCAGCGGCGGUGAGCAAUCGGAGCACUCCGAGGAUGUGGACGAGGAGUGUUACAGCAGUGGAGGCGGAGCAGCUCGUCGCAGCCCAAAGGAAUCCGGCAACGGUGCCCCCAAUUCCGGUGCGUCGGCAAACAAGGCGGGUUUCUCGCCACGCGGCGAACCCUCUAGACGUGGUCGUGGUGGCCUCUCCAGCGGAGGAGGUGCCUCUGCUUCUGGUUACCGUCGACAGCCCGUGGGCACCGGCUCUGCUGGAGGAUCGGGCUCGGGCGGAGCCGGCCGCAGCUAUGGCAGACUUGGCUACGAGGAAUACGGCAAGCAACAGCGAACCUCCGAGUCGGAGGCGGACCUAGACAAGACCAAGCAGAACCAGCUGGCACUCAGCGCCGGCCUGCACAAGCCAAGCAAGGAUGACAAGGAUUCGUCUGCGCUUGGGGGCGAGGAGAAGGACAAGACUGCCGCCCUGGCGCCUGCCCACAACACUGCCCUGCUAACAAAGGAUGAGUUACAGAAGGAUGCAGCGGGUCGCCUGCCACUGCCACCCGGCCUUGCGGCACCCGGCACUGCAGUGGGAUCAGUGGGAUCCGUUAGUGCCACAUCCACAUCGGUCGCUGCUCCCGGCGCGGCGGACAAGAAAAAGAUUGAAUCCUGCGCCGUUGUCGGCGGUGAGAAGGUGGCGGGUAGCAAGUUGCCCGCCAUUGGGGAGAAGACUUCGCUCGGCGCCGUUGGCUCGGGUCCAUCCACCAAUCUAUUGCUGGACGCCGGCGCACCCGUCAACACGAUCAUCUUUGAGAACUCCACAUAUAAGCAGCAGGCAGCUGCCGCUGCCGUGGUAACCAAGCCUGGAGCGCUCUCGGUGUCCAGCAGUGGCGCCACCAUGGCCGUUGACAGCCUGUCCAGCGCACUCUCCCAGAUGAGUUUCGGUGGCAAGGCGACGGCGGCGGGCUCUGGCGAUGAUUCGCAGGAUAUGAAACUCGGAUUUAGCUUCGGCGACGAUCCAACCACACCCCUAAAGGUUGUGGACACCAUCGAUAAAACGCCCAGCCAGCAGCAACAACAGCAGCAGCAACAACAACACUCUCAACAGCAGCAACAGCAGCAGCAGCAGCAAAACAAUUCAACGGCGGAUCUCAACAUGAAGAUUGCCAGCGUAAAGAAGGUUUGGGAGUCGGCCACGCCCAUGUCUGACGGCCCAUCACCAGCGCAGGUGCAGCAGCAACAGCAACAGCAGCCCCAACAGCAACAACAGUCCCAGGUGCAGGUGGUGCCGCAGCAGCAGCAACAGCAGGUGGUGGGACCGCAGCAGGCUGGUGACGACGGCAGUGGCCACAUGAGCGCCGCCUCCUUUGUGGCUGCCGUCGCCGCCUCCCAGCAUCAGCAGCAACACCAGCAAAUGCCGCACUACGCGGUGCCGGCGGUGCACAUGCAGAGCCACCACCACCAACAGCAGCAGCAACAGCAGGCAGCGGUGGCGGCAGCGCAGGCGCAGCACCACCAGCAGCAACAAGCACAGGCGCACCAUCAGCACCAUGCACUUUCCUCGCCGGGCCCGGGGCCCGGUAGUCAUGGCCAUGGCUUCGGUCAUGGGUCGCCGUUCGACGCCGGAUCGUUGGAGCAGCAGUUCCAGCAGGAGGAUUACCCCAGUCCCCAGCAGCAACAACAGGCGCACCAGAAGACCAAACAGUUACAGCAGCAGCAGCAGCACCUGGGCAUGUCCCCGCCGCCCAGCCAGCAACAACAGCAGCAGCAGCAGCAUUCGCAACAGCAGCAGCAAGCGCAGCACCAGCAACAACAGCAGCAGGCCCACCAACAGCAGCAGCAGCAGCCUUCUUUCUACCAGGCGUCACCGCAGUUCGGCGUUGGAGGCAUUCCCACUAUCCCCAGUCCGCCGGCCGUGGUGUUCAACUCGUCGCAGAUGCCGCCACCGCCACCGUCGCAGGGGGGUAAUCUGUACGCUCCAUUCCAUUCGCUCGAUCAUUCGAGCCGUUCGCCCGCCUACUCGGCGGCGGCGGCCGCCCACAGCUUCCCGAACCACUAUGCGGCAGCAGCAGCGGCGGCGGCGGCAGCGGCCGCUAGCGGAGGUCCCUUCAAUGUCAACGUGAACGCAUACACGAUGCAGACUCCGCACGGCGGCAGCCUACCGCCCACGGCGCCCACACCGGACAUGUACUCGAACCUCUCCUCCCAGUUCCGAUUGGGCGGUGGUCCGGGUCCCGGACCCGGCCCCUUUGGCCAGCCCAGCUCGCAGCAGUUGAGCAAUCCGAGCAACCAUGCCGCCGUGGCUAUAAUCUCGUCAAGCAGCAACUCCAUGAUGUCGUCAGGUGCGGCCAAACCGCCGCCCAGCCAGCAGACCAUCGGCGCCAUUGGCUCCAAGUCGGCAGGUAGCGGUGGCGGUCCAGGACCAGGACCAGGUCCCUAUGCCACCACCCAGCCGUAUAUGAAUCUUUAUGCGGGUCCACCGCCGCAGCAUCCGGGACAAGGUGGCCCACCGCCGGGUGCCCAUCAGCUGCAGUCGAACAGCUUCUAUUCGAAUUCGGCGCCAGGCGGUCCCAGCGGACCGCAGUUCUACGGUGGACCACCGCCGCAGGGCAAUGGUGGAGCACAGAGCUAUGGACUGGCCACCGCGGCCGGCAUGUAUGGCGGCCAUCAGGGCGGACCGCCCGGUUCCAAUGGGCCGCCGGGACCGCCGCAGUCGCAACACACGAUGGGCACCUUCAACACACAGUUCAUGAGCUCGCAGCUGCUGACGGCGGCCAGCAUUAAUCAAUACCGCGGCGGACCAACGCCCGGAGCGGCUUAUCUCAAGGGCAGCCAGGGCCAGGCACACAUGCAAGACUCGAUGGGUCGCCAGCUGAAGAGUCCGCUGAGCGCCGACAUGAGCCUCGGUCUGGCCAAGCAGGUGCAGUCGCAGCCCAGUCCACCGCAUCACAAGAACUACGGCGCGUGGGAUCUGCAGAACCAGGUGCUUCAGCAGCAGCAGCAGCAAUCUCAGCAGCAACAGCGACAGGGCGGCGGCGGCAAUGGACCGAACAUGAACGCCUUGGGCGGCCGUGGCAGCGGAGCGGUAGGCAGCGGUAGUGGCAACGGCGGAGGAGGAGGCGGUGGCUCCCAGGUGGGCGGCAAUGGCGGCGGCAACGGUGUUGGCAGCGUGGGCCAAAGUGGCGGCGGCGGACAGGGACGCUACCCCACGCCCAUUCAGCGGCCCAACAACUAUCCGCAGCAUCCGCAACAACAACAGCAGCAGCAACAGCAGCAGCAGCAACAGCAAAGGGAACAGGCGGCAGCUGUGGCAGCAGCGGCUCAGCGGGCCCAGAAUAUGCGACAGGUGCCCGGCGCCGGCGGAGGCGUGGCCGGAAGUGCCGGAGGUGGUGGUAGUCAAACACCUGUGGGACCGCCCGGCGGCAAUAACGGUGGCAAUGGUGGCCCCGGUGGUGCUGGAGGAGGCGGUGGAGCAGGCGGUGCGGCAGGAUCAGGACCCGGAAAGCCCUACUAUGCGAAUAACGCCAGCGGAGCGGGCGGUGCGGGCAAUCGGGGUGAGUGGCAUGCGAACUGAGUGCCAGAUGAUCACCACCCACCGCCCAGCCACCCACCAUAACACACCAGGAAUAUUACGAAUCAGAAACACAAUGAUACAAAUGGAUAAGCGGAGGAGAGUAAAGUGCAACCUGGCCAAGAGCAAGAGCUGUAGAAAUGUAUCGCAUCCAAACCGAGAACAUAAACGUAAACAGAGCAAGUCAGGAGUAAAACUAGAUAUGUGGAAUAUAAUCAAGUAACCAAGCGAGACACAGGCAUCCGCAUAAGCCCACAAAUGAUGUAAAAGGGGCGAUGCAAGUAGGAUAGUGAGCUAUUUGGGGAAAUCCCCGUCACAACCGCAAAAUGGCAACUCAGCAAAAUCAGCGAAGGCAACCGUAGCGAGGAAAUUAAUUUAAAUCGCAUAACGAAAGUAAGACGAAAGUUAAGAUUCAACAGGAAACGUGUAAGGAAUACCUAAUUGCAAGAAGAAAUAUUAAAAAAAAGAGAACACAACACCAUACCACACCACACACACAAACACAUGCAUACAUUUACAUAUACAUACAUACAUACAGAAUAGCAGAUUGUAUUUUUUGUCAAACAAAUUUACAUAAUAAUAUAUUACUUUUAUAUACUUAUGAUUUUUUGUAGUAGAGUCUUUCUCAUUUAAACGAAUCAAGAAAAACGAAACCAACUUUUGGCACUGCGUAUGCUUUAAUUUCUUUAUAUAUACAUAUUGUUUAAUUUUUUUGCAACCAACAAAAAAUUAACUAAUAAUUCUAAUUUAUGAUUAUGCUACAAUAUACAUUAUAUAUACCAUCUA